This is a messenger RNA of Oryctolagus cuniculus (rabbit), 2920 nucleotides long. Lineage: Eukaryota; Metazoa; Chordata; Mammalia; Lagomorpha; Leporidae. The record is from RefSeq and is a predicted model, not a curated record.
CCGCGGUGGGCUUUUGUUGGUUAGGGGCAGCCCUGCGCCCUCCAGGUGGGCGCGAGCUCUGGGGCGCCUCUGAAGCCGCAGGCGCCCUCUGCCUCUUGGAGCUGCGCUCGCUCGGGGCCGCCGUCCUCCUAACCCUGUUUUUCUAGUAAUUUCCUCAGCCCUGAGCCAUCUUCUGACACCUGGUCCGGGCGUUUUGGUAGGGAGUGAUUUUAAAACUUGGAGAUUCAUUUCGUGUUCCCACGUUCACACUGCGCUCAUUCUCUGGGCAACUCCACAGGUGGCAGUCUAGGUGAAGAAAGUGCCAGUUUAUCUUACGUCUGUUUGUUCUCCUUUAAAUUUAUUUUUAUCUAUCAGAGCAUCAUUUAUAAACCAGCUCCACUGAUUCUUCUUUGGACCGAUAAAGCCCAAUUUAUUUUAAUGUCUUGCUUGUCCGUUUAUGUCCUAUCUCUUCUGGACCUUAAAGUUUCUAUUCCAUACAUUUCUGUAGGCUUCGCAGCCCCUUCCAGUGCUGGUACACGUGCUGGGUGUUUAAUGUCUAUUGAAUUGUUGUGUUUACUGUUAUGGGGAUUGUAGCCGGUUAAGUUUAAGCACGGUUUUGUUUUUCAGUUUUGCACUCAGGAGCCCCAGGCUCUUCACCUGAAUCUUAAAUUACUUUCAACCACGUGGUGUCACAUCAGGGACUCCCAGUCUCUUCGGUGGGACUGUAGAGGGCCAUUUCCUGCAUGGUGCAUUGUGUAACGAUUGCUUUCAUAUUCUGGCCAGUGGUUUUCUUUAAUCACUCUUGGUUUCAUGAUAUGGAAUAUAUUUAGUAAGUUCCUGUAAAUGUAUCACCGUGUUUUUUUCAAAGAUCCAUUGUUUAUUGUGUCAAGUGAGAAAGAACACACACAAGCAAAUAUCCAAGCCACUGUGCUUCGAAGCAGACUGAGAAAAAUUCCCAGGUUUAGAACCAUGUUCAGUAACCUGAACCAUUAUCCAAGAUAUUCUCUGUAUUGGAGCAAAUCAGAUCCUGUCCCACCAUUCAUCAGUCGGGAGUGGAAGGGACAUGAGGAGAAACGCAGAGAAGCGCUCCGGCAGCUUGCCGCAAUGGAUACUUCUUUCCAGAUGCCUAAAGAAGCUUGUGAGGAUCCUGAUGUUACUGGAAAGAAUCGUUAUAAAUACUUUGACAGGCCUUUCCUUCCAUUUCUUCAACAUAUGUCAUCAAAUGUUGUUUUUGCAACAGCCACGACAGAGCCAUAUGUUUUUCCUUCUGCUUCUUCUAAGUACUUACCCACCCCUUCAAAGUAUUCCGUGAGCACUCAGACUGACUAUCGGGAUGCUGAUGUUCAAACCGAUCCAUACUCUCCAGAAUAUGUAGUGUAUCAGGACACAAUCCCUGAACUCUUGACCCUGGCUACUCUUUGUUGGGGUCGAGGUCUGCCAGCCGGCCAAGCUGAGGUGGAGAUGAUAGAACGAGCCCGCGAGAAGCGAGCGUGGGAGGCCACUCUCCCGCCUCUGAGUGACACCUCCCAGUUUGAGAAGAGAAGGAAGAUGAUGAACGCAAUGGAGAGGAAGGAGUGGGCCUUCCGAGAGCAGGAGAUUGAAAAAUUGCAGGAGAUUCGUCUGGAAGUCCUGAAAGAGCUGCUGAGGAAGCGUGAGGAGAAUCAAAAUGAACUGAACAUGAAGCACUUGAAUGCCAAGUGGUCUAAGCUGCAGGAAGAAAAAGAGGCCAAAGUGGCACAAAUCCAGUGCAGACAUUUAUCGACAAUCAGGAAGCUUGUAGAAAAGAGAAAGAACGUAGAAGGGAAGUUGGAGAGAAGAAAUAUCAUCAAGGAUUAUUCUGAUUAUGCAUCACAGGUCUAUGGACCGCUAGCUCGCCUUGGUCGUUUCCCGGACAACAACUCAGAGGACUUUGUAGUCAAAAACCACUAUCUCAACACCUAUGAAGGAUUAGUUGAACUUGAGUCAUCUCUCCCAGAUUUUGUGACACAACCAAGAAUCAGAACUCCAAAGCCAAAAGUCAUCACCACCAAGGCUGGUAUUCUGAAGAGAGCAGCAAGGUUUGACAAUGAGUUGGCAGAAGUCCAUAAGGCACUGUUGGAUAAGAAGAACAAAGUCCUUGAAGAAAUGAAACCUCUGCGCUUCCUUCAUAGAAAAUCAAUACCUCAAGCUCGGCUUCCCACACCAACCUUGGAAAUGAGUUCCAAUGAAGAAGAAGAAAUGGAAAUGGCUGUGAUCUACCUUCAGAAGUUAAUCCGGGGUCGAGUCGUGCAGAACAUGAUGUUUGAAGGGAAAGAGAAGCGACUGGAGCUGAUCCAGGAGUUGCGCACCAGCCAUGCGCUGCAAGAAGAUCAUAAGCUGGUGAAAAAAGCCGAGAAGCAAGUGACCCUGGCUUUACAGCGACAGAGGAACUUGCACGAGAACAAGGUGUCACUGAUUGAAAACCAUUUGGCUGGCCUGGAGGGAAAGGCCCUGGCAGACAUGUUCGACUUCCUGUCCAAAGAGCUGGUGAGACUGCAGGAAGAGAGGAGGAUCCACGCCUUCGCCAUGCUCGCCGAGCGCCAGCGACGGAUGCGGGAGGCAGAGGAGAGCGGCCGGCGCCAGGCGGAGCAGAGGCGCCUGCGCGAGGAGGACAAGAUCUUCAAGGAGGUCAUUAAAGUUCAUCAAAGCACUGUAUCCUCCUACUUGGAAGAGAUAAUCCUAAAUACUGAAGAGAAUACCGCAGAAGAACACGCCAGGGCAGAAAUUGAAAAGAUGGCUGAGGAAAUCAAUGACAUUGCUUAUGAAAUGGAAAAUCGGUAUGUAGCAAGAAACUUGUCUGUGGACUGGACAGCCCAUUUGCUGUUAGAUGCAUUUUGUGGGGAGUGCUUAAGACUUCACCACCAAUCAAUCUCCAUUGCUUUCUUAGCGUAACUCUUUAGAAUCUAACAUGGUUAUACAUCUA